AUGGAAUCAUUAGACCAGAUUUGGGAAGAGCUUCACAGCCAUAAUGCCGCUGAAAUGAUUAUCCCUUUAGACUCUCCAAUAAUGCUACCAAACCCCUACUCCAACGAAGAAUAUUCCCUCACACAUUAUUUUCAACAAUCCACAAAUGCUUUUAUAGGAAAAGACCUCGGAAACAACCAAUUUCACAUAAAAAUUUUACCAUGCUCUUCUUUUGACCAUGUAAAAAUUAUCCAUCACAACCUUAAGCUGCUGCGGCAAAACAGCCAGGCAUUAAAACUGGUAGAAAUCAAAGACAUUUUUGAGUACAAAGAAGAAGGAUAUUGAAUGGUAAUCAUCGUUAACGAGCUAUUAGACGGUUAUUCAUUAGAUGAGUUCACUAAUUUAAUAGCUCAGCAUGAAAUCCAAAGCUCUUUAUCUAAAGACACCUGCAUAUGAGUAUUCCUUACUAUUCUAGAUAUAAUAGAAGAAGCCGAUAAAGUUGGGAUUUUACUAGGAAGUUUGCUACCAGACAGUAUCAUUAUUUAUAAAAAUCCUGAUGAAAAAAAUAACCCUUAUGGAGUAAAAAUUUCUGUGACUAGCAAGCAUCCUUUAUUUUGCGGAAAAUCAAAAUUGGAGCAUUUGUACCCGCCUCAAGCCAAAAGAAAUUUAAUUGAUGGAGAAAUUUGGGGUGCUGGAAUUUCAUUGUAUACACUUAUAGGGGUAAAAAAACUUAAUGAAAUUCCGCCACUGAGAGAGCUAGAUGAAGAAGCUAGGUCUGGGCAGUUACCGAUAAAAUUUAACGACCCAGCACUAGAACACAUAUUAAAAAGGACUUUUAAAGAUUCUAACGCCCAAUCAAUUUUCACACACAGCUUUGUAAAAGUCUGAAAAGGGCUUUUUAACAAUGACCCAAGCCUAAUCGAGCCUAUUUCUUUUAAUGAGCUUCACGUCCUUAAUUCUGGCCUAUUAUUUGAUUCAGAGCUAGCUCGGUCUCUCAGCAUUAAAAAAAUCCUUGAAAUCGGAAUUGAAAACAGUUCUCAAACCUGCCAGUAUCUUAAUAAAUACGAAAUCCUCAACCAUUUCUUAAAACUCUGCAUAAGUUUUGACUGAAGCAACCAUUUAAAUCUGCUUGACUCUCUUUUUCUGAUAUCUGGGAACAAGCUAUCAAGCCAGACCUUUAAAGAAUUUUUGACAGAAAUCGGCUUUCUUUCCUUAAUGCCUUUAACAAUGGCUCAGGAAGUCAACCAAUACACAAUUAGCAAGUUUGUAGAAAAUUUCAUAGGAAAUAACACCCUGACAAUGCUGCAAAUAAUAAAAGACUGCAGGAUGGCUGAUAAGAUUUUGACCAAAGCUACAUGGAGAAGAGAAAAUCCAAAGCAUGAAGAAGACGAAAAAUUCAUUAGGUCGACCAUGCCUUUUUAUGGACCAAACUCUAUUGAAAUUAUUGAGUCUGCGUACAAUAUUUUGGGAAUGAACGAAAUUGCGACUAUUGAAGCUCUACAUGAAGUCCCUUUUUAUUUUAAGCUGGAAAACUGUGAAGCACUUAUAAAAAUGCUGCAUGGAGUUGUGAAAAGAGGCUUGAAAAACCAAAAAAAUCAAGAAAAUAUUACCUAUAUGCUGAAAGAGGUUGUACUUAUAUUAGGAGAAAUUUUAAUCCUGCCGAGUUUACUGCAAAAUCACCAUGUGAAAGGAGCAUGCAUAAGCCAUGAUAAAGAAAAAUAUUUUUCGUAUUUAGGGAAAAAUCCUUUACUUUUAGAAUGCUUACUCCUCAGUAACAAAAACAUUGGAAAAAUCCGUAUUCUUUACCUCCAUGAAUGCGAAAAAUAUUUUGGCUCGUUAAUGGAGAGGGGAUUUAGAGUGUGGAGGGUCUUAUUGCACAAUUUGUUAUUUAAUUUGUCAUAAAAACCAUAGGCGGCGUUUUUUACAUUAUAACCAGCCUCAUUUUAGGUGUUCUUGCACACAAGAGCAUGAAGGAAAUAACAUUGACCCAGCCCAAUUUAUUUUGCCUGUAUAUCGGCAGCAGUUUUCAUUUGAGUUAUCAGAUGGUACAACCCAGACCACAAAUAAUUUUAAAUCAGAUGGACAUCUAGAAAUUAAAACAGCUGAGCCAAUUGCAAAUAAUUGGAAUGAACUGCAUAGAGGCGUUGUUGCUUAUUUUGAGGUAAAAAUAUUGAAAGCAGGGAGCAAUGAAGAUAUUACUAUAGAGCUUAAAGGUUCAGGGUUUGCUUAUCAUAGCUUGACUGGAGUUAUUACUAAAGACUCUAUAGAAAUAUCUAAAGGGCCAAGAUUUGGGUCAUAUGAUACUGUAGGAAUGGGACUGACGAGCCAUCAUAAAUUAUUUGUGACCUUUAAUGGGCUUAUUGUGCACCCUCUGCUAGAUUUUGAUAGCAUUGUGGAGAUCAGGCCAUUGGUUGUUAUAAAUGGGACAGGGUAUGAGAUAGAAAUUAAGCUAAGAAAUUGAAUGUUUUGCUCAGCAGAAAAUGUAGGGCAAGAAGGAUAUUCUAAUGAACUGUUUAAGCUGUGUGAGCCGACAUUGGAGAUGCUUUGUAAACAAAUCAAUAGAUUGAAGAAGAAAAAUAGUGAUAGCGGCACAGUAACGCUUCAUGAAAUGUUUAGAGAAGUUUUGGAGACUUUAAAGAGACCUGCUCUAUUGAAAAAAUUGAAAAAAUAA
Molecule: messenger RNA, 2650 nt
Organism: Blepharisma stoltei
Lineage: Eukaryota; Ciliophora; Heterotrichea; Heterotrichida; Blepharismidae
Source: the annotation of a GenBank genome assembly